AUGUUCGCUUGCAGGUGUGACAAGCCUGGGCGUCGCAGUGGGGCUGGCGGGUUGCAGGCUUGGCAUCACCUAGCGAUUACCUACUGCGUUGCUCUGCUAACAGAUCAGCAUGUGAAUAUGCACUGACAAGUGUUAGAGACACUUGGAAAAAGAUGGCGGGAAGACCCCCACGAACCGGCGAACCAGGGAUGGGAGAAACAGUUGAGAGGGCCAUUCUUUCCCCGAGGAGAAGAUGGAACCAAGUGGCUUGGAGCUUGUUGACACACGAAACCAAUCCGACUGUGGAAAGGCUGGCAGAAUUGAACACCGGCACCGGCGCUGUGAGGACGCAAUAAUCUCUGCUAAAAGCGUGGGGUUUUUCACAUCACGAGGAGCUUGGGGGAUUUUCAUCUCUUGCUCCAUCAAGACACCGGAAGGGUAA
Messenger RNA from Podospora pseudopauciseta, 421 nucleotides. RefSeq lists its product as uncharacterized. The transcript has 2 exons. NCBI's taxonomy places the organism in Eukaryota, Fungi, Ascomycota, Sordariomycetes, Sordariales, Podosporaceae. Bases 233 to 421 code for a protein of 62 amino acids. The record is from RefSeq and is a predicted model, not a curated record.